This is a messenger RNA of Tuber melanosporum (Perigord truffle), 890 nucleotides long. RefSeq lists its product as uncharacterized. The transcript has a single exon. The record is from RefSeq and is a predicted model, not a curated record. The coding region runs from base 1 to 213 and encodes 70 amino acids. Lineage: Eukaryota; Fungi; Ascomycota; Pezizomycetes; Pezizales; Tuberaceae.
AUGCACAUCCGGCGCCUAAUAGAUCUAGCACGUUAUCCACGAAGACCUCCUCCUCCUCCUCUGCGGAUCAAGAAGUGGAGACCUGUCAGCUCCGCGAACGGCGAGUUUCCCUUCACCUCCUUGACCCCACAUCACUCCGAGCACACCAACCACCACCCCCGCUACCCCGACCACCUCCCAUUCUCUCAGGAAGAAAGGGUAAUCUUCGAAUAACUACUAUCCACAGUUUCAUUCUUCGCGGCGGAGACCAUCACCUACCCCCCAUUCUCCCCUCCAGGAGCGGCCGGCCACACCUACGCGCUAGAUCGGAAUCCUCUGCGGGAAUCCUUGAGCCGUCGUUCAUGAAGAAACUAGUGCACGAAAUACAAAAGUGGGUAGAAGAGGAGAGAAGCAAGAAAUGAGCCAUGGGUAGGUCUAGCGCGAAUAUGUGGUACGAAGUGGAGAGGGAAUUGGCGGCAUAGGUAUUGGCGGUUUUGGGCUCCAGCGGCGUAUCGUCUAUGGCUUGUUUUCUUGGAAUCUGCGCUCACGUGUUUGUUUCUUUCUUUGGCCCCUGUUCUUUCCUUUUCUCGGUAGUUAGGGGCUUGUAUCGUAGAUUGGCGCAGGGGGGCAUUGUUUUUUUCACUCCCCACUUACUCUUUUGCAUCCGCGUUGCGUUGCAUUGGUAUCACUGGUCACUCUCAUUCACUUAUUCAUCAUCCUAUGCCUCCUUUCCUUCCCGUCCCUUCUUCCAUAUGAUACUUUCUCAUUUGACUGUCGCACUGGUCUCAGGGUUCUUUUUUCUAUCAUAUUCAGUUUUCACUCUUCUUCCACAUCUACUCCAUUCCGUUCAUUUCUUAUAUCAGUGUUUGAUAGUUUGCUUAAUUACAUAUAGUGCGAAAAGUUGGACUUUU